UUUACCUGAAAAGUUACCUGAGAAGAACACAUGGCUGAUUUACUAAUCCAGUGUAGAGUAAAUUAGAUAAUUGUGAUUAAUUACCAUCACUAGUAUAAUUAAUAAGUUUUAUUAAAAAAUUCUUUAUCCUCAAUAAGAUGUCAAAUACAAAAGAAUUUUUUCUUUCGGUUACACAACGUAUUUUCAGUAAUUGGACUGCAUUAAGAGUGGCAGUAGAACAAGGGAUGGGUACAAAAGAAAGGGCAACAGAUUUUUGUCCUUACAUAACGGAGGUUAUGUAUAUGAACGAAGAUCUAAAUAGCGAUGAAAUUGCUAAUGAGUUAGAAGAUUACAUGGAUGAGUAUUUCAAUACAGAACUUCAAGAUAAUAGUGCAAUACAAGUAGCAGAAGAAUUAUUGAGAUUUUAUCAUUAUUGUACUGAAAAUAAUGAAAAUUUGGCAAUGACAGAGCUUGCAAAAUUGCCACCAUUGCAAUCAUGGCUUGUUAUGAAUGAACCUAUAAAAAGAAGUCAGAACUCUUGUGCUAUAGAAAAUGAUAGUUCUGAAAAUGAAGAGGAAGCUUCUGUUGGUACGGAAGUUGCAGAUGAAUGGACAGAAGUAAGAACAAGACGAAAAAGAUAA
Eufriesea mexicana is the source of this 620-nucleotide messenger RNA. RefSeq lists its product as uncharacterized. The coding region runs from base 138 to 620 and encodes 160 amino acids. The transcript has 3 exons. The record is from RefSeq and is a predicted model, not a curated record. Lineage: Eukaryota; Metazoa; Arthropoda; Insecta; Hymenoptera; Apidae.